This is a messenger RNA of Ornithorhynchus anatinus (platypus), 843 nucleotides long. RefSeq names its product extensin-like. NCBI's taxonomy places the organism in Eukaryota, Metazoa, Chordata, Mammalia, Monotremata, Ornithorhynchidae. The record is from RefSeq and is a predicted model, not a curated record. The transcript is spliced from 2 exons. Bases 1 to 843 code for a protein of 280 amino acids.
AUGCUGUGCGGGCCCCCGCGCCCCCACCGGCUGACGAUCCGCCCCGACUGCUCACCUCCCGUCCCCCUGCCCCCGCAGACGAGCCUUCUUAUAGGGCCGCCGGACCGGGAUCCGCCCCCCCCCAAGCCCGCCCCGUCCUCCCCCGGGCACGGCCCCGGGCAGGCCCACGUGCCCCCGGACUGCCCCGCCCCCAGACCUGCCCCGCCUAGGCCCCAAGCACGUCCUGCCCCAGGACACGCCCCCCAACCCACCGCCCGAGACACAUACACCCCCUCCCCCAACUCGCAUGGGACACGCCCCAUCGCCCCCUGGAUGCCCCGCCCCCACACACGUCACGCCCCAUUACGUCACGCCCCAAACACACGCUCCCCAAAACGUCACGCCGCCGAACACGUCACGCCCCCGAACACGAGCCACGAGAAGCAGCACGUCACUCCCCCGGUCACGCCCCCAGACACGUCACGCCCACUCGGACCCGCCCCCCAGCGCGUCACGCCCCUUCAGACACGCCCCCAAACACGUCACGCCCUCAGGACACGCCCCUCGGGACGCCCCGCCCAGGACACGCCCCCUCUCGACACGUCACGUCGCGUGACACGCCCCCUGAACGCACUGCCCAGGACACGCCCCCAAAUGCGUCACACGUCCAAACACGUCACACCCCAGGACACGCCCCAAAUACGUCACGAUCCCGGACCCGCCCCCGAAAACGUCACGCCCCUCCAUACGUCACGCCCCCAAUACGUCACGCCCGGACACGCCCCCAGUUAUGUCACGCCCCCGAAAACGUCACGCCCCCAAAUACGUCACGCCCCUGGACACGCCCCUGUUCCCUCCCCCUAG